Molecule: messenger RNA, 717 nt
Organism: Cordyceps militaris CM01
Lineage: Eukaryota; Fungi; Ascomycota; Sordariomycetes; Hypocreales; Cordycipitaceae
Exons: 3
Coding region: 1-717 (238 amino acids)
Source: RefSeq, a predicted model, not a curated record
AUGAAGCAGCAACUCUAUGAGACCUUUGCCAGCGGCCAAGUUCUUGAAGACAUGGUCAUCGAGGCUGCAACACUUUUCAAUGAAAACUAUGGAAUAUGGGGAGAAAAAUCCAUCAAACCAGGAUCCCCUGUUCACCUAAGCCCUCGUCGACUUCGUAAACAAUACCUACCCGACAGUACCCAGAGCUUCUAUACUCGGGUGUGUGUGGAUGGAGUGCUUGCUGGCAACGCGUUCUCCUGCCGUUGGAAGAACCCUGCAGGGAAGACUGUGUGUUGGGUUACCCAGUUGGUGGUCAAGAAGGAGUAUCGUGAGCGUGGGCUCGCAGGCGGCCUAUUGAGAGCGCUGAGAGUGGACACCGACGACAUAUACGGCAUCAUGAGCUCUCAUCCAGCCGCAUGUCUUGCGGCGGCGGCGGCAUUCUCAACGGGUAUUGAAAGGGUGCCUCUUGACUUUAUUCGCAACAACGCGCAGGAAGCGAUGGGAGUGUCGCCAAUACAGUAUAUCCGGGAUGCGAAAUUGUGUGGAACUGUCUUCGACGUCAAUGACUCAACUGGACUCAUAUCGGGCGUCAACACCGAGUUCUUCGUUGAUCACAAGGAACCUCGUAAAGCACUGGAGGUCAUCAAGGAGAGCCAGCAGUGGCCAUUCGGGGAUCUACCACCUGGCCACGAAUAUCUCCUGGUAGUUCCCGCCAAGAUGAAGCGAUCUAGGCGUUAA